AAUAUAGCGCACGAUUGACACCCGAUCGGAACGUACGGCGGCCCGGUACAGUGAUGGUGGUGGAGUGCGUGUACUACGCACACCGCCGUUCGUGCCGGUCGCGAGAUCGCUGUAGGGAUUGUUUUGCCCUCGUAGCGUAGUAGAGACAACAACAAAAAAACAACACACAUUCGUGGUGUUGGUAGGCGCUAGAUUUUAUAUAAAUAAUCAACGGCCGCUAGUACGGUCGAGUGAGUUCAAGCGUGUGCGCCAACAAAGCAUCGUCGCAGCAAAACCUGCGCGCGGAUCCUCAAUCCCGCAGCGAGAGAGCGAGAAGAUCAUCAUCCAACAGCGGAGACGAUCAUUAUCGAUCAACGGUUUUUGUUUCUGUUUGUCUGACGUUUGUUUUUUUUUGUUGUUUUUCCGACUUCCGAGCCGGAAAAGUGCGGCAAGAAACAAACAUCAUCACCAUCAUCAUCAUCACACAGACACAGAUUCAGAAGGAAAGCGAUGGCCCAUCUCUCCCACGCUACUAGUACGAUGGCACUACACACCGACAGCAACGGUGCCGGUUGUCAAGUUUGACAGCACGUAUUUGCUCAGCAGCAGCCACCAACCGAGGGGUUAAGUGUAGCGAAGCAACAACAUCCGACCGAAUCGGAACUCCAUUCCCCACCCAACAACACCUUGGCUGGUUCGAGCAUUCAAUCCCGGCUGUCUCGCUUGGUAUCGGCUUUUGACCACUCAGUAAUUGCGAGCAGCAAUCAGUGUUGGCAGCAACCAAAGUUUGUAAAUGGUCGCCUAAACAACAGCAACGUGCUACACUGAGAUCGCAUUAUAACAACGUGCUGUUUAGUAUAGUUCGUACUUUACAACCAACCAUCCAUUACGGAACGUACAUAGUACGCGAACGAAUAGACGGAUAGACAAAAGAACGAGGCUACUAAGAACAACAACAGUAUUAGCAUUAUCCACACAACAACAUCGUCCAUACAUCAUCUUACAAAUCUGCUGCAAGGCUAGGCAGAAAGCUAGGCUUAAACCAAAGGGCGAAAAGUGAUCGUGAACACAGAAACCAAUCAUGACGGUCAGCAAGGAGUAUCUGGCUAACGCCGAACAGGAGAAACCGAACCAACGGUUCGGUACACGACAUUACAUCGUUUUCAUGCUGUUCCUUGGCAUGGCGAAUGCGUACGUCAUGCGAACGAACAUGUCCGUCGCGAUUGUCGCGAUGGUAAACCAGACCGCUAUCGAGAAGGAUGCCGAGGUGUUCGACGACGAAUGUCCCGAUACGGACUAUGGUGAAGAUAACAAGGAUGACGAUAAGGAUGGCGAGUUUAUCUGGAGCACCAGCAUGCAGGGCUACAUUUUAUCGUCCUUCUUCUACGGCUACGUCAUCACGCAGAUCCCGUUCGGUCUACUGGCCAAGCGUUACGGUGCGAUGCGUUUCCUCGGCUGGGGUAUGCUGAUCAACUCGGUGUUUGCGUUCGUGGUGCCGGUAGCCGCCCGACAGGGUGGUGCCGGCUGGCUGAUUGCCGUACGCUUCAUCCAGGGGCUGGGCGAAGGUCCCAUUGUGCCGUGCACGCACGCCAUGCUGGCGAAAUGGAUUCCACCGAACGAGCGGUCACGCGUUGGUUCGAUAGUGUACUCCGGGGCACAGUUCGGUACGGUCAUAUCGAUGCCACUGUCCGGGCUGCUGGCCGACCACGGGUUUGACGGUGGCUGGCCAUCUAUAUUCUACGUGUUCGGUAUCAUCGGCACGGUAUGGUCGAUCGCAUUCCUGUUCACCUGCCACGAGGACCCGGUGUCGCAUCCUAGCAUUCGGGAGGAUGAGAAGAAGUACAUCCAGCAGUCGCUGUGGGGCAAUGCGUCCGUGCACAUUCCGCCGAUACCGUGGAUGAACAUCGCAAAGUCGCUACCGUUCUACGCGAUCCUGCUUGCGCAUCUUGGCCAGAACUAUGGCUACGAAACGCUGAUGACGGAGCUGCCCACCUACAUGAAACAAGUCCUACGAUUCUCCAUCAAGACCAAUGGUGUUCUGUCCGCUCUGCCCUAUCUGGCGAUGUGGCUGUUCUCGAUCCUGGUCGGUUGGGUUGCGGACUGGAUGUUGACGUCGGGUCGCUUCAACCACACCUGGACGCGCAAGAUCUCCAACAGCAUUGGCCAGUACGGUCCAGCGAUCGCACUCAUCAUCGCGUCGUACACCGGCUGCAGCCGAGCGCUCACCGUCGCCAUCCUGACGAUCGGCGUCGGUUUGAACGGUGGCAUCUAUGCCGGGUUUAAGAUCAACCAUCUGGACAUUACGCCCCGGUACGCGGGCGUACUGAUGGCAUUCACCAACUGUUCGGCCAAUUUGGCCGGUUUGCUCGCACCGAUCGCCGCCGGUAACAUCAUCGAGGGCAAACCAACGAUCGCGCAGUGGCGCAUCGUGUUCGUGAUAGCGGCAUGCGUGUAUCUGUUUACCGCCACGUUCUACAACGUGUUCGCGUCCGGUGCUCGCCAGUUCUGGGACAAUCCGGACAACGACGAACCACAGAAGACCUCGAUCGAGGCGCCGGUGCACAGUGACGUGAACGGUAGCAACGUUGGUAGCAAUGGUACGGCGCCCGCAACCCUAACGCACCGGACGCUCAACGAGCAGUCGUCGUAGGGUUAGCACGCUGUUAAACAGGGAGUCGAACGGAUUGAACAUAUCAGUCCGCAAAGACGAGAAAAAAAAACAUAUCAGUCCGCACGCGGUCGAAUCAGUUAGCGAGUUAGUGAGCUAUAGUGCAGAAACCGUUGUAUUUAUAAGGGGAAAAACGAAUAUUUCUUUGAUAAUGUAA
Molecule: messenger RNA, 2804 nt
Organism: Anopheles moucheti
Lineage: Eukaryota; Metazoa; Arthropoda; Insecta; Diptera; Culicidae
Gene: Picot
Product: putative inorganic phosphate cotransporter
Exons: 4
Coding region: 1061-2629 (522 amino acids)
Biological process (GO): transmembrane transport; monoatomic anion transport
Molecular function (GO): transmembrane transporter activity
Source: RefSeq, a predicted model, not a curated record